UGCAAAAAUGGUCACAUUUCAUGUAGGGAAUGUUGGAUUCGUCAACUAUCUAUUAAAAAGGAAUGCCCAACAUGCAAGGUUAAAACUGACAUGGACAGCCUAUCACGUAAUAUAUUUUUAGAAAAUUCUUUUAGAAAAAAUUUAGUUUACUGUCCUUAUCUCUUCAAAGAGAGCAAAUUUAACAAUGAACUUAUAAAAGAUGAUUCAGGAUGCAGAGCAAAAAUUACAAUCGAAGAAUUUGAAAAUCAUAUUAAUAUUUGUCAAUAUAAAUUUUGUAAUUGUCCAAACAAUGAAACCAAGUGCAAAACCAUAACUAGAAAGAAUUUAACCACAGCCCAUAAUGAGGUUUGUGAAUAUGUAAUAGUUUCUUGUGAUGGAUGUGAAGAACCAAUUGAAAAAUGCGAGCUUCGUAAACAUAAAGAAACUAGCUGCUCUGCUACUAAAGAUAAAUGUACCGUUUGUUUUGAAGACGUUGGCCGUACUCUUUUAAAACAACACAUUGACCAUGAAUGUAAAAAAAUAUUAAUUGAUUGUCUAUAUAAAAACGGUGGAUGCACAGAUCGUUUCGAACGUGGUUUGAUAAACGAACAUUUAUCAAAGUAUAAUAACCAUAUAUUUUUUAUUCAAAAUAUGAUCAACAAAGAAACAAAAUUCGAAGAGAUUUCAAAAGAAUUUAAAAAUAUUUUAGAUAUCAAUGCUCAAUUAGAGAAAAGAAUCAAACAUUUGGAAACUACAAUUUCAUUAAAUAGGGAUAGCAGCUCUGUAAACCUUCAAAAAUAUAUAGGCAAAUGGACCAUAAAUAACUGGGAUCAAAAAGUAGCUACCUAUACAGCAGGAAGAUCCUUUAACUCACCAUACUUUUUUAUUGGUUCUUUCCAAUUUUUUUUAAUGAUCUAUCCAAAUGGCAAUGCUGAUGCAAGAAACCAUGUAUCAAUAUUUCUAUAUAAAAUCUUAGAUAAGCCAACAACUGUCAAAUAUUGUUUAGAAGCCAAAAAUGCAGAUCCAACUAAAAAUUAUAAAAAUUCACAUAUAAACCAUUUUUCAACUAAUAAUGGCAAUGGUUGGUUUAGAUUCAUUGACAACAAAGUAAAUAAUGGUUUUUUCACAAACAAUCAAUUAGUAAUCAAUAUUAAAGUUAAAACUUUACCAACACAAGAAAAUAUCGAAACAAACUAG
Messenger RNA from Dictyostelium purpureum, 1176 nucleotides. RefSeq lists its product as uncharacterized. The transcript is spliced from 5 exons. Gene Ontology annotation, molecular function: zinc ion binding; protein binding. NCBI's taxonomy places the organism in Eukaryota, Evosea, Eumycetozoa, Dictyosteliales, Dictyosteliaceae. The annotation marks the transcript as partial. The record is from RefSeq and is a predicted model, not a curated record.